This is a messenger RNA of Frieseomelitta varia, 946 nucleotides long. RefSeq lists its product as uncharacterized. The record is from RefSeq and is a predicted model, not a curated record. NCBI's taxonomy places the organism in Eukaryota, Metazoa, Arthropoda, Insecta, Hymenoptera, Apidae. The annotation marks the transcript as partial. The transcript is spliced from 3 exons.
GAUGUUUUUUUUUUUUUAUAUCAAACACGCUCGCCUAUCUCGCUGAAAAUAACGUUGUUAUCAGAAAUCGGAUGAAUUAUGCCCUCUUUGUGUGAUGGACGCACAGUCCGAGGGAGUGGCAAUUCACGAAAUCAGUCGAAUCGCGAGCACGUCGUGUAACCAACGAGAAGACGCUGAUAUUGAGAAAAGUGCGCUAAGCGAGGACGAAGAGAACGAUAUGCCACCGAUACCGGACACGGUGCCAAUGUCAAAUACGACGGCCAUCGCUGAAAGUGAUCAGAUCGACGGCCAGCACGGGAACGUCGAUCAAUCGAACAGCAAUUUGACCGCUAACGAGCCGCUGAAACGUCGCCGGACAACUGAGGAGAUCGCCAGUUUUAAUAUGUCCGACAGGAAGUCAAAGAACUGCGCGACCUUCUAUUUCCGCCACUUGGACACUGAUUCCGAGCAGAACGAGGACGGGGCGAUCGCUAUGGAGGAUUCCUCGGAUGAAGAGUGGACGUACACGUCGUCGCGGUUGAAUAUUACGAGCGAACAACAACGAAACACAAACGUGGUGGUGCGUCUGGACUUCCGCGAGGGGCAAAGUGAAUCACGGGAGACUGCCGAGGGAGACGGGAAAACGAGCGAGAGGAAGCCCGUGAAGGAGAGCUCGUCCAGCAUGGAGGUUGUCGACGAGAGUAACGAAACCGACGCGUCUUCUUGCAACAAGAAAGACAGCGAUGACGAAACUAGCAACGACAAAACGAGCAUUGAGAGGCUGAUCAAGGGGGCGGAGAAGUUAGUCGGGGAGGAAAGGCGCAACGGUGCCUCCAAGACAUUCCCUCAGUUCAUAUUCGACGAUAAGAAGGGUUUAACGAACAAUCAUCGCGCCAAAUACGCGAGGAUCAAAGAGUGGUUGAAAUUGAACUCCGCACGAAGCCACGAUGGACAUUCUACGUCACAG